This is a messenger RNA of Bombus terrestris (buff-tailed bumblebee), 2119 nucleotides long. RefSeq lists its product as uncharacterized. The record is from RefSeq and is a predicted model, not a curated record. The coding region runs from base 125 to 1372 and encodes 415 amino acids. Gene Ontology annotation, cellular component: 90S preribosome; nucleus. NCBI's taxonomy places the organism in Eukaryota, Metazoa, Arthropoda, Insecta, Hymenoptera, Apidae. The transcript has 2 exons. Gene Ontology annotation, biological process: maturation of SSU-rRNA.
GCGAUAUAAAACAGUGCAUUGUUUGUUUCGUUGAUGGUUUAUUGCAACGUUGGUAUUAAUUGUAAUUGUACCUAAAUAUUCAAUAUUCGGAUACAAUUGUUCUCAAACGUAUAACAAAAAAAGGAUGGAAAUAAAUAACGAGAUUGUUCUAUUAAGACAAUGCAUUCGUCAGGCUCGUAUCUGUGUAAUAAAUAAACUGAUCAGAGAAGCGAAAAGGUUACGCAGUGGUAACGGUAGUGAAAAACAAUUGGAAAAAAAUAAGAAUAAGGCGGAUAAACUUUUAAGGGAAGUAUUUGCGUUAAAAGGUAUUAAAGACGAUGAGAUAUCAAAAUUCGGAAUUACUAGGUUUAAAUGCCUGCAAGACAUAUUACAAAACACACACACUGACGAUGGAACUCGGGCUAUGGCAAAAGUUGUUCGUUACAAGUCUUUAAGUUCGAAAAUAAUAGAAUUUCAGGAAAAGUUUCCAGACUACAGCGAACAUAUUUCCUCGAGGAAACAUAGGUAUUCAUCGAGAAGGAAAGGACAUUGUGCUAAGGAUGUCCCAAAGAAGCAUUCGAAUCAAUUACAAUGUGAUACAGACAACACUGUAGAAAAAGUGAACGAAGGGAACACAAAAAUUGCAGGUGAUGUUACAUCUUCUGCCGGUGUACCUUGUGAAAAAAGAAGGAAGGUUAAUGGAGAAUGUAGAAGAUUAUCGGAAGGAAGGGAAUUGAAUACAGAAUCUAAAGACGAUGGAGGUAAGUCAGGGAGGAUAUUACAAAUGCAAGAUGUAGAGAUAGACUCUAGGACUGACCAAAGUUCUAAGACUGUCACUAAAGUCAUUAGCAACGAGGCCAUUGUUAAACCAUUCAUGGAAGUUUUGCAAGAAACAGAAGAACAAAGUGGCAAAUACAAGGAAACUAAAAAUCAACAGUGUUGUAACGAAACAGCGGAGUCAUUAAAAAACACAGACAAUUUUUUUUUACAUAGAAAUAAGGUAACUUUGGAUUCAAGCGAUACUCUGUUUUCUAAAGAGAUAAAUACCAGCGGUCAUCAUCAUAUUAGUCGUGAUAUAUUUAAGUUGCGUGAAAUUAAAGAGAAAAAGCAUAAACUGUAUAACGAAAAAACAUACAAAGAGAGAAAUGAGGGUAGAGGACGAAAAAUGAAUUGUGCAAACAUUUUUCAUGAUCAAAGUGGCGUGAGAGAGAGAAGCGAUACACAUUGGAAGCGAAAUAAGAAAGACGUGCAAGUUAAAGAAGAGGAGAAAAUUAAUAAAGUAAUUUGUCCAGUAUAUGAAAAUCUACAUCCUUCCUGGGUCGCAAAGAAGAAGCAACAAGAUAUUAUGAAACAGGGGUUUCAAGGGAAAAAGAUUAAAUUUGAUGAAAACUAAAUAACAACUUUCGACAUCUCUAUUAAAUACAUUUGUUGUAUAAUUUUUGAAAUGAAGGAACAAUGUUAAUUUUAAUAAACGAUGACCGAUAUAUUGAGAAGGAAAGCUGUAAUUGAACAUUUUAAAGUGAAAUUGACAUCAAUUACAAACACAACGAAUGCAGCUAAAAAUGAUUGUUAAGUCAUUAAUAACUGAAAGAUUUUACUCUUGUUUUUAUUCAAUUAAUCUAAUUUCAAUAAUCAGUAUAGAAAAUGGAUAUCGGUAUACACAUGGAUCAUAAUAUGUUUGAAAGUGUGUAUUUUAAUUUCAGAUAUACAUAAUGUGCUUAAAUUCCUCCCCCUCCUCCACGCCUCUCCCCCCCCCCCUCUCAAGCUAAUAUUGCUCCUUUCCCAAGCAAAUAUUGUUCCUUUCUUUUCUUGAUACUUUGUUCAUUCGUUGCGCCAACAUACUGUACGUCGUAGUACCGUAUGCCGUACUAUAUACCAAUCACAGAAACACGAGAGAAUCGUAUCGAUAUAUAUAUAUUAUCUAUAUACGAGUCUAUUUUUAAACAGCCUGACCUUAUCGAAAUAGAAAUAUUCAAGUUUGAAAAUUUGAUCUCCUAAUCGCUACAGUAAGCCGCUGCAAAAAUGACUUUUCGAUUAAGUAGAGAAAAACGGUUGUUAAAAAAAAUGUUAAAAGGCUAAUAUGUUGCGUGAAAUGACUAGAAGAACGUUUCUUUAAAGAAAACUUUAGCCCGCACCUCAU